Molecule: messenger RNA, 1008 nt
Organism: Fonsecaea multimorphosa CBS 102226
Lineage: Eukaryota; Fungi; Ascomycota; Eurotiomycetes; Chaetothyriales; Herpotrichiellaceae
Exons: 1
Coding region: 1-1008 (335 amino acids)
Source: RefSeq, a predicted model, not a curated record
AUGAACGAUGUGGCUCCUGCGACUGGAAAUGAGGCGGUAACCCAGGAGCUCGGUCCUCGACCGUGGGUUGGAGUUCUUGCUCGAGAGGGCUUGCACACCAUCCAGGACCCUGAAGGGAUACCAACAGAUCAAGACAUCGAAGCGAAGUCUCGGCUCGACGUACUGCGAGAGCUAUUGCGUUCUGGGCGGGAUAUGCAUCUGUGUGGACGAUUCUCGCAAGUUGAUGCCGACCCAAUCCUGUUCUCCGAGGAGAUGGUACAAAACUACCGUCUAGAAAGACCAAUCAAUCCUCCUCUAUAUAUGGAAGAACUUCCUCAGGCACCAUUGAAAGAAGGACCGAACACUACUCAUGUCGGGCUGACAUCCGCCGAGCCGGAUGCUGAUCUCUUUGACUUGCGUGACGAGAUAUGUUUUCCAGCGGCGGCGGCAGCCGAAAUCCUGACCAGCUUGAAGGAUGACGAAUCCAGCGAGGACCUCACGCAAUUCAAUGACACCUGGUCACAAAACCUCCCUGUCAUGGACACCUUCCACCAAGAACAUGGUCUCACUUGGUUGCCCAUGCCCGAUAAUAUACGACAACAAUACCCUGUGCUACAGACAUUUGAAUGGUUGGCGGUGGCGCCGAACGUCCCCUUUGUGUCCGACUGCAACUGGUCGUUGGUGACAAGUCGGGGCAAAACCCUUGCCGUCGCGAACAACUGUGAUUGUGGCGAUCCUAGUCGUGCAGAGACUAACAGUGCCUUGGGUUCUUGCUGCUUUUGCUCCUUCUUUGAAGGCAGAAUGCGGCGCCAUGCCUCAUCGUCAUGCGACAAAUCUGCAUCGUUCAGGAAAAGCGUGUACGCACUGUUACCAAGAAAGGAGGCCAUUUCGAAAGCGGCCGAACAGGGCCGGCCCGACGGGCAAGUCAGACGGCACCACUCAUCACCUAGGCACCUCUGGGAACCUACCAAGGCUUCUACUAGCCUUGAAUACGAAGUCUCCAUGCUCACGCUGAGCCAGCAGAAGUAA